AUGUUGCCAGUUCUUCUGCUGCUGCUCCUACCAUCUCUCAGCCCUGUGGUGGUCUGGACUGUAAUGGAGGACUGGGACUCUGGAAAGGUGACCAUAUCACUGGGUGAGUCAGGUCAGUGUGUUUGCCAUGUUUUUCUGCUCCCUGAUGACCAGGUUGAGUACAUACAAGAAGUCACUAAAAAUCUGAUGCUGGAGGUGGAAAUCCAAAUGAACAAGGUGCAGUAGGACUGACUAGUUGUUGAGCUGCUUAGCACUGAGCUCAGAGAAUUUGAGACUCUGGUAUCUCAGCUCAAACACUCCCUCAGCGCCUCCUCACCCAUAUUUGACAGUCUGUAAGCUGAGAUCCACAACAUGACCCUCACUGAGAACCAACUGGAGACUUAUGACGAGAACGACCUGGCAGUGUUCCACAUUGAGCUGGCUAAGCUGCAGAAGAAGCUGGAGGAGUGCCAGCAGGACCAAGAGCUCAUCAAUCCAAAUAUAGGCAACUGCAAUCACACAAAAAUCCAGGUUGUCGGCAAGCCAAUGGUGGUUCAGCUGGAUGCAAGCGCAAGUUAUGUUUAUGGGGGUUGGGGAAAAGACUCCAAACCUCUUUGA
This is a messenger RNA of Archocentrus centrarchus (flier cichlid), 597 nucleotides long. RefSeq names its product olfactomedin 4, tandem duplicate 2 (gene olfm4.2). The record is from RefSeq and is a predicted model, not a curated record. Lineage: Eukaryota; Metazoa; Chordata; Actinopteri; Cichliformes; Cichlidae.